AUGUCACUGGCGAUGGCUGCCAAACCAAAGACCAAAACCGAAGAGGAAGCCGAUUUACUCUCACCUUCAUCUCCUCUACCGACAUCGACCCCAUUAGAAAAAUCAAGCGUUGUUUUAGAAGGACCAAUGUACGAACCUUUCAAUGUUAUCACAAUUGAGAACAUAUCGUCACAAGAUACCGAUCCAUAUGAAAAGAUUAAAUCGACCUACUAUCGUUAUGGUAUCACUGCUGGCAGACAAAUUUAUGAAAGAUUCGGUAAACACCUAACAGUUGAACAAAACAAAGAAAUAUGUUGGAUGUUAGGUCAAAAUAAUUUAGCACAAACUUUAGCAUAG
Heterostelium album PN500 is the source of this 336-nucleotide messenger RNA. RefSeq lists its product as uncharacterized. The transcript is spliced from 3 exons. The coding region runs from base 1 to 336 and encodes 111 amino acids. The record is from RefSeq and is a predicted model, not a curated record. Lineage: Eukaryota; Evosea; Eumycetozoa; Acytosteliales; Acytosteliaceae.